GCAUGCUGUGUGCAGUGUGAAUGUGGCGACAUUGAGAAGGUCUUGGGUUGAAUUAUAAACAGAAAUAUUAAUCUACCGAAGGGACGAGACGAGAUCUGACUGUAAGAUAAAGGUUCAGAUUAGGCAGAGACCAUGUCCAGUCCUUUGGGCACUGUCAAAGCAGAGGGCCUCGUAAUGCCUGACCUAGGCCAAGCUCCACAAGGCUGCCCCAUGCACCAGGACACCAAAAAAAGUGCACCUCCACCUGGGUGCCCCAUGCACCAGGCGUCAGCUAAAGAGCAUCCAAAGAGCGUUCCAGAUGUUCCAGCACAUCAGGAGAGGGCCUAUGAAUUUGUGGAGUGUCCUAUGAGAGCUGCUGGUGGAGGCAGACCCACAGCACACGACAUCGACCCUGCUAAUAUGAUGCCUCCACCUAAUCAGCAGCCUUCGCCCGGUCAGCCUUUUUCUCUGUCUGUGAAAAGAGAGGAGUCUACUAUCCCUCGUGCCAGUUCAGGUCAGAACUGGGUCUACCCAUCUGAGCAGAUGUUCUGGAACGCUAUGCUAAGGAAAGGGUGGCGCUGGAGAGAGCAAGACAUCUCUCAGAAAGACAUGAAAAACAUCAUUAGGAUUCACAACCAGAACAAUGAACAGGCAUGGAAGGAGAUCCUGAGAUGGGAGGCACUGCAUUUAAAAGAGUGCCCGUGUGGACCUUCUCUUCUAAGGUUUGGAGGCAAAGCGAAAGAUUUCACUCCAAGAGCCCGUUUUCGUCACUGGAUGGGGCAUGAGCUUCCAUUUGACCGGCACGACUGGAUAGUUAACCGAUGUGGAAAAGAGGUCAGAUAUGUGAUAGACUACUACGAUGGAGGUCAGGGAUCCAGUCACACCAUCCUAGACGUCCGUCCAGCGUUUGACUCUUUAGAGGCCGUGUGGGAUCGUAUGAAGGUGGCCUGGUGGAGAUGGACGUCCUCAUGAACCUGUUCUACUGCGAGUAGAUAGGACUUAUAUUAAAAUAUAUUUAUUAAUAACACUCUGGCUUACUUACUCGGUUUGACAGGAGAUGCUGAGAUGACCUCAUCUUUGCCUCUUAUGCACAAGAAUGCAAUGUCCUGCACUAAUUAGCAGUGGUUGCUAUUCAGGUUAUGCCAUGUUAUUAUGGGCUGUAAGUGUGAUUCGAGCUAAUGUACAUUAGUAGAAUGUAAACUUCCCAGUGAGAAAGUUGACUGUAAGGUUAUAUCAGCGCUUUCGCUUCAUAUGCUGCAGAUUCUGAUGAUAACAGGAUAAACCUCAUGACAAUUAAAGUGGAAUUCCACUGAUUUUUAUAGAUUUCUACAUAGUUAAAUGGUUGAGAUGGUUAAAUUGUAAACGGAGUCAUUCAGAGUGGUU
Colossoma macropomum (tambaqui) is the source of this 1362-nucleotide messenger RNA. RefSeq names its product cytochrome c-type heme lyase. The coding region runs from base 133 to 951 and encodes 272 amino acids. The transcript has 7 exons. The record is from RefSeq and is a predicted model, not a curated record. Gene Ontology annotation, biological process: cytochrome c-heme linkage. Gene Ontology annotation, cellular component: mitochondrion. Lineage: Eukaryota; Metazoa; Chordata; Actinopteri; Characiformes; Serrasalmidae. Gene Ontology annotation, molecular function: holocytochrome-c synthase activity.